Messenger RNA from Pistacia vera, 1723 nucleotides. Its product is annotated as protein AAR2 homolog. The coding region runs from base 91 to 1284 and encodes 397 amino acids. The transcript is spliced from 13 exons. The record is from RefSeq and is a predicted model, not a curated record. Lineage: Eukaryota; Viridiplantae; Streptophyta; Magnoliopsida; Sapindales; Anacardiaceae. Gene Ontology annotation, biological process: spliceosomal tri-snRNP complex assembly.
CUGGAUUCAACCUCCACAUAAUCAACUUCCAGCGAACUCUAAAAAGAAAACAAAACAGAACGAAGCUCUUUAUCUCCCAAGUGCAAGGCCAUGGACCCGGAAGCCGCAUUAGAGCUGGUAAAAAACGGAGUAACGCUUCUCCUUCUUGAUGUUCCUCAGUACACGCUUGUCGGCAUUGAUACCCAGGUGUUCUCUGUGGGGCCUGCUUUCAAGGGCAUCAAAAUGAUUCCUCCUGGAGUUCAUUUCGUCUUCUAUAGUUCAUCCACCAGAGAUGGGAAGGAGUUCUCACCAAUUAUUGGUUUCUUUGUUGAUGCUGGCCCCUCAGAGGUGAUUGUUCGUAAGUGGGAACAACAAGAGGAACGCUUGGUCAAAGUUUUGGAAGACGAGGAAGAGAGAUAUGUCCAAGCAGUUCGAAGUUUGGAGUUCGACAGGCAGCUUGGUCCUUACAAUCUCAGUCAGUAUGGAGAUUGGAAACGAUUAUCUAACUACAUUACAAAGAGCACUAUUGAGCGGCUUGAACCCAUUGGAGGAGAAAUAACAGUCACAUCUGAGUCUGGAAUGGUGAAAAACACUCCAAAAACAUCAAUGGAGAAAGCUCUGGAUGAGCAGUUAAGGGCAAGUAAGUUCUCGACUACUGAUGACAAUUCUCAGAAGAAAGGAUGUUACUACACAUCAAUUCCUCGAGUGAUUAAGCUCAGAGGAAUGCAAGGGGAAGAACUUACAUCUUUGAAUCUUGACAAGACACAAUUAUUAGAGAGCUUACUUAUAAAAGAAUAUGGAGGUUCAGAGGACUCACUUCUUGGGGAGCUGCAGUUUGCUUUUAUAUCAUUUCUGAUGGGGCAGUCACUUGAAGCCUUUCUGCAGUGGAAGUCUUUGGUUAGCCUUUUAUUUGGUUGCACUGAAGCUCCUUUUCAUACCAGGAGCCAGCUAUUUAUAAAGUUCAUUAAAGUCGUAUACUAUCAACUGAAAUAUGGACUUCAGAAAGACCGUAGUGGUACAGAGACAGGAACAUCAGCACUAUUAGAUGAUUCAUGGUUAUCUGCUGAUAGUUUUCUGCACCAUCUUUGCAAGGAUUUCUUCUCGUUGGUACUAGAAGCUUCUGUUGUUGAUGGAGAUCUUCUAUCAUGGACGAGGAAAUUCAAAGAGCUGCUUGAGAACAGUCUAGGGUGGGAGUUUCAGCAGAGCAGUGCAGUUGAUGGAAUAUACUUUGAGGAAAAUGAUGAGUAUGCUCCUGUUGUUGAGAUGUUGGAUGACUCAAGUUAUAAUGAAGCUGCUUCAGUUUAGACAUCAGCGACAGCAUACACUCUUUCCUUAUUGCGAUGAGAGAAACAGUUGUCGGUGGAAGCGCUUCCAGCUUCUCAUUCUCCCUACUCUUAACAUCUCAUAGGUGAUAGCUAGACAGUUGACAUGACUUGAUGUUGAUGAUAUUUCCUCCUGUAAGUCGGCAUGUUAAUUUGCCAAUGGUAGAGGGAAUAGUCCCAAAAUGUGAAUGUAAAUUAAUCAGGCUAGCUGAAUGUGUCAGUGGUGGAUAGGGAUAGUCUCAGAGCUUUCACGUUUAAGUAACAAGAUAAGCUAAAAUCUCUCUCUUGCUGAGGGAGAUUGUUGUACAAUUUGUUUGUAAAUCAAUCUUGUGAUAAUCUUGUUAAUGCCACCCUUUCUAUGUAUAUUUUUGUUCCUUUAUAAGUUAAGCCACACAAUUCUAUAUGAUUUUGACAAUAAUAUU